AUGAUCAUCAUGAGGCUGGCUGCUCUCCCUCUGCUGCUCUGCUGCAGUGUGACAUCACUGCAGAACUGCUCGUACCAUGACGUGUUGAACCAUGUGCAGCUGAACCAGAAGAGAGAUCUGUUCACUCUGAUUCGACCAGUGAGAAACCACAGCCACGUCACCGAGGUCGAGCUGGACGUCUUGGUCUACGCUAUCCUCGACGUGCGAGAGAUCGACCAGACGUUCAUCUCCUACAUAUGGGUUGUGAUGCAAUGGAGGAAUGAGUUCAUCCACUGGGACCAGGAGGAGUUCUGUGGCAUCGAGGCGGUGGCUGUUCCCAUUGAGAUGUUGCGGAAGCCAGACAUCACCAUAGAGGAGAUGUACGUGUCCCAAUGCUCCCAGUAUCACUCUGUAGGACCAGGAAACACCAGGAAACGCCAGGUUCAGAUCCAUCACAGUUCUCAUGAGGCUCAUGGGAAGAAAACUCUACAACUCCAUACCUAG
Messenger RNA from Knipowitschia caucasica, 483 nucleotides. Lineage: Eukaryota; Metazoa; Chordata; Actinopteri; Gobiiformes; Gobiidae. The record is from the annotation of a GenBank genome assembly.